Notothenia coriiceps (black rockcod) is the source of this 1896-nucleotide messenger RNA. It is a transcript of the gene stxbp6, whose product is annotated as syntaxin binding protein 6 (amisyn). The record is from RefSeq and is a predicted model, not a curated record. The annotation marks the transcript as partial. The transcript has 4 exons. Lineage: Eukaryota; Metazoa; Chordata; Actinopteri; Perciformes; Nototheniidae.
UGACUAAUAAGAAACCCUCCUGCGUGUCCAUCACUAAGGUGAAGCAGUUCCACGGAUCUUCUGCUUUCGCAAAAAGGUCACAGUGGACCAUCGACCAGCUACGGCAGGUCAACGGCAUCGACUCCAAUAAAGACUGUCCAGAGUUUGACCUGAUGUUCGAGAAUGCUUUUGACCAGUGGGUUGCUUGCUCAGCAGGAGAGAAGUGCACCUUCAUCCAAAUCCUUCACCACACCUGCCAGCGCUACAGCUCCGCACAGAAACCAGAUUUCGUCAACUGUCAGUCCAAACUUUUGGGGGGUAACAGCAUACUGCACUCGGCUGCGGACAGUGUGACGAGUGCCGUACAGAAGGCGAGUCAGGCUCUGAACGAGCGCGGCGAGCGAUUAGGCCGGGCGGAGGAGAGGACCGCGGACAUGAUGAACAGUGCUGAACAGUUCUCUGUUACUGCACAGAAGCUUGCCAUGAAGCACAAGUGUUAGACCACUGCCGAAACCAACUGGUCACCAAUUGCCAGUCGCUGUACAGGAGAAGGAUUCCAGAUUUUAUUAUUUUUAAUAGAUUUAAUAUGAUUACUAUUUGUUAACAAUGUUAACAUUUUAAUGUUUUGGGUUGUUGAAUUCUGGUACAUCAUCUGACGGCGACACAUCUCGCUGGGGGGAGGAACAGAGGUAACCAACGCUACUUCAGACUGUCAGCCGAAUGUUUCGUGCUCCUGUUUGCCAAAUGUAUUCACAAGACUAUGACAGUCUUAACCACGGCCAAUCAAAACACUUCCCCUCUUCAUAUGCUCACACACUCCUGUGAGAGUCAACAUGCAUCAUUAUCAGCAAUCACUCAAAUACCAGGAACAGCUUGUAUCGCUGGGUAUUAAUUGGUGAGAAUUAUUUAUGAGCACUGCAGUGAUUAUGCAGCCGCUGUCAUUGGUUUGUGACUGGAUUGGUUGACUGUGAACACACAAAACAUAUAUAAAAAACACAUACAUACCUGAAGAUUUUCUUGUCUGAUGCUUACUGUAGAUUGUAACCAGGUAAAUAAUUUGACGAUGCAUUAGGUAGGAUGUGAUGUCAGGUAGAAGGAAUAAUCACAUCUGUGGAGAAAAAGAACUCCACCCUGAACAACCAAAAAAUCCCAAAGUAUUUAUUUUCAACAAUGUUUUAUUCUCUUUCGUCGACAUUCGGACAUUGCAGUAUUUUGCUCUGUUUUGCUCUCAAUCAUUUCAAAAUGUAUCACAACAGUAUUAGUCCAAAUGUUUUCAACAUAUUGUUUCAUAAACUGCACAUGACACGGCUUGGAUGGGUUUGUGUCUAUAACGAUAAAUGACAACAGUGAAAUAGUGAAGUCCUCUGUCUACCAUUCCAAAACAACCAAAACUACAUGUAAUAAAGUUCCUAACUUAUUUGGGAGUGUACUUGAAGAACUCUGUCUGGAAAAAAGCUUUUUUUAAUUAUAAUAAUUUAUGUUGAAUUCAGUAAACCAGCUUCUGCAUUGUAUAAAGCAACAUAAGGAAUAUCUUCUAUUACUAUUAUCUAGGUGUCUGUGGAGCUAAUUGGUCCUAUUACCAUGGGAUCUUAUAAAUGACUCUUGGCUGUAUUUCAACUUUAAUCAUUCAGUAGUCAUUUCUUUAUCUAUUUUUUAUAAUUUGGGUCGGUUAAUAAAAAGCUGAUAGAUAACGGUCAAAAUGUCUCAAAUAGCAGCAUCAGUGUGUAGUAGUUUAUUUGUUGCCAGUGCUCUCACGCUAACGGUAACCUUGGCUUUCUCACUUGCAAGAUACUGCCCUCACAAUCGAGAUGUAUUUGAUUUCUUUUCUGAAUAUUUUAUAAUUCUGUUGGUGUGCUUUUGUUCCUCUCAAACAUUUUGGAUGUUUAUUAUUUGAUAAAAUAAAUAUUUUAUAAUGUU